Phalaenopsis equestris is the source of this 969-nucleotide messenger RNA. RefSeq lists its product as uncharacterized. Bases 34 to 777 code for a protein of 247 amino acids. NCBI's taxonomy places the organism in Eukaryota, Viridiplantae, Streptophyta, Magnoliopsida, Asparagales, Orchidaceae. The transcript has 2 exons. The record is from RefSeq and is a predicted model, not a curated record.
AAGAGUUCUCAGAUACCUAAACUUUCUGAGGCGAUGGUUAGGGUUGAAGAGAUGGAGCAGAAAUUGAACGAUGUUGUGCGGGGGAUUCAUGAGGAAAGGAGUUGUUCGGGAAAUAGUUUGGAGAGUGAUUUAGUUGGGAAAUCACUGGGUGGUAAUGAUGGAGAGAAGGCUAAUAGGAAGAGGUCUGUUUUGCCUGAUUUCGUUAGAGAUGGCAAGGGGUUCUGUAGGGCUGAAGGAUCCGAGUCUGAGAACAGGAUCGAAACAAUGGAAGAGGGAUUGACUGAAGUUGUGAGCAGAACUUCUAAAAAACCUGUAGUUGAGAAAUCUUUGGGUGACAAGGAUGGAGAGAAGCCUGAUAGGAAAAGUUCUCGUACACCUGAAUUUGUUAAAGAUGGCGAAAGUCUCCAUAGCCCUGAAAGGUCGGAGUCUAAGAAAGUGGUUGAAGAGACGAAGAAGAAAUUGAAUAAUGCUGUGAGAAAAAUUUCGAAGGAAGGGGAUGUUUUAGGAAAGAUUUUGGUGGAUGAUGUAGGUGGGAAACCUUUGGGGGAGAAGGAUGGCAAGAAGUCUAACAGAAAGCGUUCUCUAAUGCCUGAUGCAGCGGCAAAAGUUGGAAGCGAAGGAGGCCAGUCAUUUGAAGUUCGGGGUGAUAGGUUGAUUGUGCUAGCUUUGAUGGCUGCUGAAAGGUGCCCAUGGAUGCAGGGAGAAAGAGUAAAGGUUCCGUUGGUUUGCAAUCUAGACAGAAGAAACCCAGAAGCGGUUGAAUUUUCUGUGGUUUGAUUGAAGACUGAUAAUGGAAAGAUUAAUAGCUGAAGAGGAGAAGGUAGAAGAACAAAAUAAUUACUAAGGAAACAUUUAUUGCAUAUCUUGUUUUGCAUUUGAUCAAUUUUUUUCUUUAUUACCCAUGGUUUUAUGUAAUUUGUUGAUUUGUAUUUAUUUUGGUAUAUCUAAUAAUGGAUUGUUAAAGAUGAG